AUGGUGGUGGCUCAGAAGACGGAGGAGAGUGAUAUGGCGGACCAUAUGCUUCUACUGACCAGGAAUCUACUUCGGAUUGCCAUAUAUCACAUAUGCUACAUAAGAGGCCUAUUUCAUGAGAAAUGUUUCAGUGAAAAGUCAGUUCUAUCACCAGAGAUGAAGAAUCAGAAGCUUAUGCCAGUGGAUCAUGACUUGGUGAGACUCGUAGAUUGGAUGGAGAAAGGUGUCUGUGAUGCAUUACAAAAGAAAUACCUCAAGACCCUUCUCUUUUGUAUCUGCGAGAAGGAGGAAGGUCCGAUGAUUGAGGAGUAUGCCUUCUCAUUUAGCUACCCGAACACAAAUUCUGAGGAAAUAGCAAUGAUCAUUAGCCGGACAGGGAGCGAAAAUGGAAGCACCGCAUUCAAGCCAAAUGCUUCAGAAUUAACACCUGAUCAGAUGAAGUACUUUCUUGAUACAAAUUUUCUUGCUUGA
Molecule: messenger RNA, 471 nt
Organism: Miscanthus lutarioriparius
Lineage: Eukaryota; Viridiplantae; Streptophyta; Magnoliopsida; Poales; Poaceae
Source: the annotation of a GenBank genome assembly